AUUGAAAGACCGAAAAAUUUUCCGGGUACACAAAAGUUCUGCCAAAGAGAGAUAUGUCAUCAUUGAGAUAACACCAAAAUAAAGAACAAAAAUGCCCCGAAAAAGGAAGGAUCGUUCUUUAGUGGAUAGUAGCUUGGAAUCAGAUGACCUUAAUGGCUCAUAUAGAAGUUAUAGGGCAGAGAGAAGUGAAGAUGAUGAGAGUCUAAACUCAGAGUCUGAAGAUGACAAACAUCAUGUUAGCUCUGAAAGUUUGGACCAAUCGACUGAUAGUAAAGAUGUGCCCAUUGCAGGGAGAACAAGGAAUCGCUUGUACCCUAAUCUAGAAGACCAUAUAAGUUCACGUCCAUCAAUCCAUUCUGAUGCUUCUCCAACUAGGUCACCUAGGCCAAAGAGAUCUCCUAGGAGAGCUGCCAACAGUCCAAGGGGAGAUUUAUCGGAUCAUAGCUUUACAUCAGUUUGCUCGUCACCUAAAUAUCCUCAAAGUUCUCCAAUAUAUCCAAAGCUAGAUAGAAGCGUAAUAGGAGAAUCUGUAGAAGACGCUACUCCAGAAAAUGAUGAAAGUGGUUCUUAUGUGUGUUUGUUUAUCGUGGCAGUGCUUGUUUUUGUUGCUGCUAUUUACUUCAGCGGCCUUAUGUCUCGUGAAAUUCCACCUCCUGAACCAAUAAAUAUACUCGCUGAUUUUGACUCCCUCAUGCAUAAUUUGAAAAGUACAUUUAAAUCACAAGACAGGAGGCUGUUUGUAUCAACAUCUUCGGCGAUCAAACCUGUACUAAAAUCUUGGGUUGAGAAACGGGAGACUCUAAAAUCUCCAGCAGUUGUGAUGAUUGCUGCCGUGUCCGGGGCCAUGGAAGCAACAGAAUGCUUUAGCAACCGCAUCUUAUCAAGCCUGCAGAAGUACAGUAACUCAACGUCCAUUGUAGAAAUUCAUAGCUCGCGGCUUCCGAAAAAUCCUGACCAAGCUAAAUUAGAGGUGGAUGACAAACUACGUGACGGAUUCAGUAAAGGGAAUAAAGUAGCAGAAAUAACCAAUCUCGACUUGAUGCCUGCCUCUGCUGGAUUAAUGCUUCAUGCGUUUUGUGAUAAUGAAAAUGCACCUUAUAAAGAUGUUGUAUAUUUUUUCAUUCUCCAGUUGGACUCAACGUAUAUUUCUGUAUCGGACUGGGAUGGGGCAGUUGAGAGGUUCCUAAUUAAACGUUGGGAGAAGGAACUUGGUACUGAUGAAAUGCAUGCUCUGCUUAGUAGAAUUGCAAAUAGCGUAGUAGUUGUGUCCCCAGAGAACAAUGAUGUUUUGAAAGCACACUGUCCCUGAUGAUAAAAUGAUGCCUAAAGUAAACUGUAGAUAAAUAAUAAGUCUAUACAUAAAGAGGUUUAAAAUCCUUAUGAAACUUUAAAUCAGAAUGCUCACUGGUUUUGUUUAUGAGUGAGUCAGGCUUUAUGAUGAAUGCUUUUCAGAAUUGAAGGUUGAGUCUGGGUUCUCACCAGGAAAUUUUUAG
This is a messenger RNA of Owenia fusiformis, 1493 nucleotides long. Lineage: Eukaryota; Metazoa; Annelida; Polychaeta; Sabellida; Oweniidae. The record is from the annotation of a GenBank genome assembly.